AAUAAAAAAAAGUGAUUUUGUGACGCUACUAGAAACUAAAUCAAUAAGGGAAAAAUGGAUUUAUUGAAUUUACUUAUUAAUCCAAAUAAUUUAAAAAACAUUUGCUUUUUAUGUCUAAAGAACAGUUUGAAUACUUUUUGCGUUUAUGAAGACAUAGAAAUUCACAACGAGUAUUUAACUUUAAAUAUUAACUUGAGCAAUAUGAUGAAAAGCUUGUUCCCAACCCACGACCUAGUUUCAACAAGGACUUGUGAAGAAUGUGCAGACUUAGUCAUAAAAAUAUUCAGCCUCUUACAAAGUAAUUAUUUAAAAAAAGAAAUGCUGAAUACAGUCACAGACAAUAUAAAUGAAGAAUUAGAUAACUAUGUUCCGCUCCAUAAUUCAGUGAAAUGUAAAUUUAAUGUGAAUAUACCAAGCUGUGAUAGUCUUAUAUCUAAUUUUAAGAAACCUACAAGUAUUUUUCUAUUUAAGAAAUGUGAUAUGAAAUUCAAAUCAAAAACUCUACUCCAAAAACAUAAUAAAAUAACUCAUAAGGAUAUAAAGAAUGAAGCUAUAAUCUGUGAUAUCUGCGGAAAAAUAUUUAACAAAAGUUCUACUUUAAAAGUACACCUUAGCUGCCAUAAAGAAAAACAAUGUCCAUAUUGCUUCAAAAUUCUAAAAUCACAUUCUCAUUUCAAUGUACACUUAAGAAACCAUAAACAGCAAUUAAAAAGAAAGAGGAUUGUUAAAUAUCACCUCUGUGUUCAUUGUGAUUACCGUAGCCUUAAUAAAAACUCCUUGGAAGCACAUAUGAAUAAAGUGCAUUUAAAUAUAAGGCCAUUUGUGUGUGAUAUUUGUCAAAAAGGUUUUUAUAAGAAGAGUAAUCUAACACAGCACUAUGUUACACACACUAAAGUCAAAGAUAAAACUUGUGAGGUUUGCGGCGAUAAUUUUGUGAAUGAAAAGACCUUAAUGGAACAUUUGAUGUUGCAUUCCGGUCAGAAACCUUUUCAAUGUAAAAUAUGUAAUGCAGAAUUCAUCACUUCUGGUAGAAGGCUAGAACAUAUGAAAAGAAAACAUAUGGAGAAGGCAGAAUGUUGUGUUAUCUGUGAUAAAAAGUUUAGUUUAAGAAAAGACUUGAACAGUCAUUUGAAAAAUGUUCAUCACGCUGAGAAUUAUAUAUUGAAGCUAGAUAAUGUACAGACUGAUGCACAAGUAUUUAAAGUAAUGAAUUGUAUGUAGAAAUUUUGAAAACCAAUGUAUAACAAAAACUUCUAAUUAAAUAAUUAUGUUUUUACUAUUUUCAUUGUUUACUAAAAGAAUCCAAAUCCCGACAUGCAAUGUUUUAUUGCAAAUUUCGCAAAUACAUGCGAUCACUUCACACUUGACGAUGAAGGAAGAUAUUAUGCAAACAAAGGCGUAUACCUAUAUAAUUAAGGAUGCUUAAGCUACAUUUUUUGGUUGAUGCGAAGAAAAGUUUUCGAUAGUGGCGCCCUCAAUAAUAAAUGGGCAAAUUAUUAACCGAUUAUAAUUGUCAGGGAUGUCGCGCAUUAGUGUGUGAAUGAUUGCAACAUAAAGAAACCCCUUCUUCCUUCCCUUGAGUUGGAGUGGCCGCCCAAGAGGAUUCCCAAGGACCAAAGAACGAGA
Trichoplusia ni (cabbage looper) is the source of this 1626-nucleotide messenger RNA. Its product is annotated as myoneurin-like. The transcript is spliced from 2 exons. Gene Ontology annotation, cellular component: chromosome. Gene Ontology annotation, molecular function: chromatin insulator sequence binding. Bases 55 to 1221 code for a protein of 388 amino acids. Lineage: Eukaryota; Metazoa; Arthropoda; Insecta; Lepidoptera; Noctuidae. Gene Ontology annotation, biological process: regulation of transcription by RNA polymerase II. The record is from RefSeq and is a predicted model, not a curated record.